Alligator sinensis (Chinese alligator) is the source of this 2468-nucleotide messenger RNA. Its product is annotated as ubiquilin-1-like. The record is from RefSeq and is a predicted model, not a curated record. Gene Ontology annotation, molecular function: polyubiquitin modification-dependent protein binding. Gene Ontology annotation, cellular component: cytosol. NCBI's taxonomy places the organism in Eukaryota, Metazoa, Chordata, Crocodylia, Alligatoridae. The coding region runs from base 870 to 2267 and encodes 465 amino acids. The transcript has a single exon. Gene Ontology annotation, biological process: ubiquitin-dependent protein catabolic process.
CACACAUAGCAUUUCACCGAUGUGCAGGGAAGGGACCCUGCGAGAUUUAUCCAAAGAGCCCUAGGAUUCGGUGUUUUGUGGCUUUGCUGUGUUUGAAGGCCCAAAGCCCACAUCUGGAAACAAAACCAAAACAACCCCGCCACAGGCCAAUGGUAAAACGUGGGGGAGAUCAUGGCAUGGCCAAUGCCCUGCCAUUGCAAUGGCAGAGAUGUUAUGAGGCUAAUAGAUGCUCAGGUCAUAGGAUGCUAUGGCUGGAAGGGACCUGUCAGAGUUGGGUCACCCCUGAUGAAACCAUUGCACUCGAGUUUGUGUCCAACCUGCUCCUGAAAAACUCCAGGGACCCUCUUAUUCCCCCUGAAAGGGUUGGAAAGGCAUUAUUGACCCUGUAGUUUGUUAGCCCCCUGACCCCUGCAGCAUCCAUCCUUACAGCGAAGCUGGCUGCAAGCUUGCCCGACAAGAGCAGACCCACGCCCCUGCUGUUGCAUUGACGUCUUGUUCAGGCAUUUGCAAAGUCCUAGGUGCUCAGAGUAAGCUGCCUUCCAGGACGUGGAUGGAGCUAACUCCUAGGGCUGCUGCAGCUUAUGACAUCAGCUGUGAUGUCAUAGUGCAGAGCCAGGCAGGGAGCAGCAGUAGGAGAGAGGGAGGUUAGGAAUCAGUGGAGUCUAUGAGCCGUGGAUUGGGUGGGAGAUUUACGGUGCAGAUAUAUUCCCCAUUGACUGAUUCAGUCGCAGGUUUUGGAGAGGCGUCGAUCAGAGGAGUCCGUCGUGGUGCAACUCCAGGGCCUGCGCCUUUGCCUCUUAUCUCCACUCCUAGCAUCCCCAUUUCUCCUGGGAGGAAGGUGGCCAAUGCCACAUCACUGAGGCACCGUCAUGCUGAGGAUAGCCAAAUCCAGGGAUGUCCUUGGAGUGGAGCAAGAGGCACCCCCGGCGCCCCGACUCAUCAGGGUGACGGUGAAGACCCCCCGGCAAAUGGAGCCGUUCAUGGUGCCCGUGGACAGAGGCGUUAAGGAGUUUAAGGAAGAAGUCGCGGCCCGCUUCUCUUCUCCCCCCGACCGGCUCGUACUCAUAUUCGUCGGCCGGAUUUUAAAGGAUCACAAGACCCUGAGUGAGCAUGGCAUCCACGAGGACGCCACCGUCUACCUGGUCAUCCUGUCCCGGGGCAGACACCUGGAUCAUCCCAGGCAUGAGACCGUCUCCUCCUGGCACGUGCCUGCUGUUCUUCCAGCCCAAAGCAGCGCCCCGUCCAGGCCCAGCUCGGUGGGCAGCACCGCCGUCAGCACAGACAGCCUGCAGCAUCUCAUCAGCACCCUCGGCUUGCACACGGCCAACUUCUCCGACUUCCAGAGCCAGCUCCAGGCCCACCCCGAAAUGAUGCUCCGUCUCCUGCAGGACCCCUUCAUUCAGAGCAGGCUAUCCCAGCCCGAUCUCAUGGUGGAGCUGGUCACGGACGAUGCCCUGAAGGAGGAAGUGAUGAGGAGGAUCCCGGCGCUCGCCCGCUUCCCGAACAUGCCGGAGCUGCUGCGGCUCGCGCUGGAGCUGGCUCGGCGCCCGGCCGCGGUGUGGGAAAUCAUGCAAAGCCCCAGCUCGGCCUUGAGCUACGUGGCAAGCAUCCUGAGCAGGGAGAAGGCAGAGCCGAGCGUCUGCUCUGAGGAUCAGGGAGCUGCAUGGAAAGCAGCCCCCAAGCAGGUUGCUUCUGUUGAGGGCCAGGCCUCCUUGGCCAGCCCCCAAAGCCAGCUGAGUGCCGAAAUCAGGCACCUUUUCUCCCAACAAGCUGCAGCGUCAAUAAAGCCGUUCCAGCCCCUCCAGGGGAAUAAGGGGGUUCCUGGAUCUCACCAGGACGGCAGCUGCACGAGCCUCGGUGGUGAUGUGAGCAGCAGCAUGGGGCAGAGAUGCAGCAUCCCAGACCUGGCACCCACAUCCACAGCGGCAAAAAGCCUCCUCCAGCAGCUCAUGAAGCAGCUCAUGAAGCACCUUCUGUCUGGCCCAUGCACGAGGGGCACCAGGCAGAUGCUCCCCCUUGACUUGGAGAGGAAGGGGCUCCAGAAGGCCUCUGGGGAGCCUCAGGUUCGAGAGCAGCCGCUCUCAGCUGCCUUCUUGCAGCACACGUGCAACCUGGAGAGACCGGGAGCCGUGCCGAAUGCAAGAGACGUGCAGAUGCUGGCCCGGAUUGAGCAGAGUUUGCAGAUGCUUGCAGAUUCUUGCAGGUCUCCCACUGUGGGGUACACCUCCCGUGGAGGGGCUGAGGAGCGCUGGGGCAGCUCCCAGUGAAAAUGCCCACAGAAGCCAGCAAGCUCCUGGUUCAACAGAUGCUGAUUUUGGUGAAGACUGGCCCCCGCGAGUGCCUGCAGCAUCUCUACCCAACAGCUGGAGCUUGCUGUCUGCAAAGGGCUUCCUGAAUGCCAGUCAGCUGUGAUAGAGAUCAGGGGAGAUAUCCAGGCAGUCUCCAUCGGAGCCAUGAUUAAAAGCCUA